AUGUUAUCCAGUUAUCUCAUUUUAGAAGCGGAUAAAGAAUAUCUCGAUAGCUUAGUUUGUGCAAAGAUAACAUCUGGUGAAGCUGUGACAAUGGGACUAACUUUAAUAGUUUUCUAUGUAACAAUAAUAGCAAUAAUAAAUCAUGUCAAUUGUCAAAUGCUUAAUUUUGGACCGUGUCCGAUAGUGGAGACAGUGAACUUUUUCGACAUAGAAAGAUUUCUUGGUAGCUGGUACGUCAUAGAACGGUAUCCCACAUGGUAUGAAGACGGCCAGUGUUCCCACAAGCGGUUCGAGGCUUGCGGCAGAAGAAUCGAGAUCGAACAUGUAUUCAUUAGGGAAGGAGUACAGUUCGUAUUGCAAGUGAAUAGCAGUUACAAUCCCGGUGACGAAGCUGUGUUCCAGAUGCAAGACAAUAUUAUUGAGAGAAUUGGAAUACCCAUCGAAGUCGUAGCAACAGAUUAUUCAGAACACGCACUCUUGUAUGGCUGCAAGUAUCAUCCAUAUCAUAAUAUUAAAUACACCUUGGCUUGGAUUCUAUCUAGAAAUCAGACGCUCCCCGAACAGACAAUAAACGACUUGAAAACGACCUUCAACAAAAUACCGUACAGUAGUCUUAGUUUUCUGGAGCGAGUGCGGCAUGACUCCGACAUUUGCGCACACAGUUGGACAGCCCACGUGGAGAACAACGACAUUGGAAAAUAG
Chilo suppressalis (striped riceborer) is the source of this 702-nucleotide messenger RNA. The record is from the annotation of a GenBank genome assembly. Lineage: Eukaryota; Metazoa; Arthropoda; Insecta; Lepidoptera; Crambidae.